Molecule: messenger RNA, 3794 nt
Organism: Nycticebus coucang (slow loris)
Lineage: Eukaryota; Metazoa; Chordata; Mammalia; Primates; Lorisidae
Gene: AP3M2
Product: adaptor related protein complex 3 subunit mu 2
Exons: 10
Coding region: 182-1438 (418 amino acids)
Biological process (GO): endocytosis; intracellular protein transport
Cellular component (GO): clathrin adaptor complex; cytoplasmic vesicle
Source: RefSeq, a predicted model, not a curated record
CGCGACUGAGCGGCAGGCAGGCGCUGCGCAGAACGAGGCCGGGAAUUCAAGGGAGGGAUACUUCAGCCUUCUGCAGUAGAGAAGACUUGAGCACUGGUCUUGAAAAAUGGGGUCAGCAGCUUGCAGAGUCUGGAGGCGUUCAGAGUGAAGAAGGCUUUGCUUCCUACCCGACAGUCUGAUCAUGAUUCACAGUCUUUUCUUGAUCAACUCCUCUGGUGAUAUUUUCCUGGAGAAACACUGGAAAAGUGUGGUCAGCCGUUCUGUCUGUGAUUACUUUUUUGAGGCACAAGAGAGAGCGACGGAGGCAGAAAAUGUGCCUCCCGUCAUCCCUACCCCUCACCAUUACCUCUUAAGCGUUUACCGCCACAAGAUCUUUUUUGUGGCUGUGAUCCAGACAGAGGUUCCACCUCUGUUUGUCAUUGAGUUUCUUCACCGAGUGGUCGACACAUUUCAGGAUUAUUUUGGAGUGUGUUCAGAGCCAGUGAUCAAAGACAACGUGGUUGUGGUUUAUGAGGUAUUGGAAGAGAUGCUUGACAAUGGGUUUCCGUUGGCUACUGAGUCGAACAUCCUGAAAGAGCUGAUAAAGCCGCCCACCAUCCUCCGCACGGUUGUCAACACCAUCACAGGAAGCACCAAUGUGGGUGACCAGCUUCCCACUGGACAGCUGUCGGUGGUGCCUUGGCGACGGACCGGGGUGAAAUAUACCAACAAUGAGGCCUAUUUUGAUGUGAUUGAAGAGAUCGAUGCCAUUAUUGAUAAGUCAGGCUCCACCGUCACUGCUGAGAUCCAGGGUGUGAUCGAUGCCUGCGUCAAGCUGACCGGGAUGCCAGACCUCACACUUUCCUUCAUGAACCCCAGGCUGCUGGAUGACGUCAGCUUCCACCCGUGUGUCCGUUUCAAGCGCUGGGAGUCUGAGCGCAUCCUGUCCUUUAUCCCCCCGGACGGCAACUUCCGCCUGCUGUCCUACCACGUCAGCGCGCAGAAUCUGGUUGCAAUUCCCGUGUACGUCAAACACAGCAUCAGUUUCCGGGACAGCAGUUCCCUGGGACGCUUUGAGAUUACAGUGGGCCCCAAGCAGACCAUGGGGAAGGCCAUUGAGGGCGUGACGGUCGCCAGCCAGAUGCCCAGAGGCGUCCUGAACAUGAGCCUCACCCCGUCUCAGGGGACACACACGUUUGACCCAGUCACGAAGAUGCUGUCUUGGGAUGUAGGAAAAAUAAAUCCUCAAAAGCUACCAAGUUUGAAGGGGACCAUGAGUCUUCAGGCUGGAGCUUCCAAACCAGAUGAAAACCCCACAAUUAAUCUGCAGUUUAAGAUCCAGCAGCUGGCCAUUUCUGGCCUCAAAGUGAAUCGUCUGGAUAUGUAUGGAGAAAAGUACAAACCCUUUAAGGGCAUAAAAUACAUGACCAAAGCUGGGAGAUUCCAAGUGCGAACCUGAAGGGAGAGUUCUUCAGAAGGACAGUCAUGAACACUUUCUUACUUGAUUAAGAGUAAAAAAUAAUCAGCCUGUCCCCUAGGUCAGUCCUUUCCUGGAUCUGCCCUCUCCCGUUUUUCCUUAGCCUUUGGUGCCAUGGAACUGAUCAGGGGAGGAAGGGGUCACCAGUGAGAACCGGACGGAACCAAAACCCAGUCAGCACAGCUCAGUUCUCAAGGAAGAGCGUGGGUGGAGGGCGGCAGCUGGGCACCAGAUUUAACUAUUUUUAACAGUUACCAUAGAAAAACUCUAGAUUUGUUGCUUGUUGGCUUUCAUUAUCUAAAGCCACUAAAAGACUUACUUGUUGAUUUUAUUUUUUCCUAAGGUAGAAAGAUUAAAAGGAAGAUAGAUAAGGAGAAAAAAAUGAAUGUUAGAAAAAGACAGGUUGAAGAUCUGAUCUGCGAGGGAUAAGGAGGAAAUGGAGAGGAGCUGGGAGGAGACACUAACCGGAGACCAGCGAGAAAAGCGAUCGAACGCUACACCAGGGAGGGUUGGAAAAAUGCAUUGAGUUGGUUUCUUUCAGAUCCCUCUGCUCUUAUGUAAAAAACAUUUAUACUUGUAGAAAUGAGUCGGAGACUUAAAUUCACGUCCACUAUUGACGUGGAAACUGCAGCAGAGUCAGGUUUUCCCUCGAAGACUGCGACGGCAUCUGACCAGUUUCCAGAUACUGACUGUUGCUGCCCUUAGCGCUGGGUCUCUCGUCUUCAGUGAAAGGUGACCUGCCUUCUUCCCGGGGUGGUGCCUAAAAUGCCUCUUUGCCUCACCCCCAAAAACAGUUCUACUCACUUUAGUGAAUUCACAAGCCUUUUUCCUAUUACCUGACCCUUCCAUAGAAUUUUCUGAAAAGUAGGAGAGUUUCAGAAAAGCCAAUCUCAUAACUCCCAGUGCAGCCAGAUUUUGUGUGUCAUAGUUGUAGAGCAGAGGUGGCUCGCUUGUUUCCUGCGAAGGUGGGUCGCAGCUCUCAGUGCUGGAUAGUGCUGGGUCCUCAACCAGCCUGAUGGAAACUCUUUCAUCAGUAGCCCUAAGUGAAAAGAAUGCUUACCUUUGAGGGUGUGGUUGGUGCUUGGAGCUGCUUGGUAAUGUUAAUUCCCAUACUCUAUCAUGUAUUUAUUUGUUUUUUGAGACAGAGUCUUGCUCUGUCACCUGGGCUAGAGUGCAAUGGCAUCAUCAUAGCUCACAGCAACCUCAGAGUCUUGGGCUCAACCAAUCCUUUUGCCUCAGCUCCUAAGUAGCUGGGACUAUAGCCAUGCACCACCACGGCUGGCUGAUUUUUCUAUUUUGGGUAGAGACGGGGUCUCUGGAUGUUGCCCAGGAUGGUCUCCAACUCCUGGCCUCAAGCAAUCCUCCUGCCUUGGCCUCUCAAAGUGCAAGGACUAUAAGUAUGAUGCCUGGCCCUGUGUGUUUAUUAACAGUAGAUAUCUACCAGUCCCUUUUUAAGACAAAAGAAAACCCUUGCAUCUUUGAAUAAAAUUAAUGUAGGAAGGUGGGCUAUGUUUGUCAUGGGUGUAAAUAAGCCAAUUUAAGAAACAGCAACUGAAGGGAUACCUCAGGCUUUCCCGGGGGCAACUUUUAUUCUAGUUCAGUGUGUUGUUACUAUUUAAAUAUUAUAUAAAAGAGUUUUUUAAUUGUAGCUUAGGGAAUGAUACUGUGUUCUGCUUCGUGCAUGGAGACAAAGGAAGACCUAGACUAUCCAGACCUUACAAGUUUUCUCUAAAGUCCCGUUUACAAAAAAUUUGUGUGAAUGUUUUGCUCCUUUUCUCUGCCUACUUUGUGGACUAGUCUUUGUUGCAGAGUGACGUUGCUUUGUGAUUUCCCUGUGGGACAGACUGCUGUGUACACCCAGAUGUGCUUCCCACCCCCUCACCCAGAACUGGUCCUGGGCUGCCGUGGCCCCUGGGCACCUGCUGUGGCCAGGAAGCAUCUCUGCUGUGCAUUCCUGUGCACUUGGAAUCACUUCUCCUGUGGGUUAUGGAGGAUUUUAAAGUUUCCCAGGUCACAGGGAACAACUGAUCUUGAUUUCUGAAUAUUUUGGAGUUUAUAAGUAUAGUUGUUUUAUUUCCUCUGGAGAAGCUCAUCCUGUUUCAAGGGAAGUAGCUGAGAAGAAUUAAGAUGUUCAUAGAGUCGGGACCUGCAGAUCUAAGUGUUACAAGGAGCCUACCCGUCACAUGGCAUGUACGGCAGACCUUGGUGCCGCCACCCCGCAGCAGGUGGGUCAGCCUCAGCAGGGUGGGGGCCGUCAGGCUGCUCAGUUCCGUGUGUAUUUAACACGUGCAGAAGUGGCUUCUCUGUCUACACUGUAAUAAAAUUGAGUUUUACCGGC